This is a messenger RNA of Sardina pilchardus (European sardine), 3319 nucleotides long. RefSeq names its product transmembrane protein 185 (gene tmem185a). Bases 164 to 1213 code for a protein of 349 amino acids. The transcript has 7 exons. Lineage: Eukaryota; Metazoa; Chordata; Actinopteri; Clupeiformes; Clupeidae. The record is from RefSeq and is a predicted model, not a curated record.
CCACAGUCUGGGCCAAACCAAUUGGGAACGCAAGUGUUUAUGGGACGGUGGCAUUUCAUCUGGCUAACCUUAGCUGUCUUGCUUGUUGACUUGAUAAAUCGACAGUCGGCUGGCCAAAGCUAAUAAUCACAACCUUUGAAAUGGUUUGACUAAACGCGCAAUCAUGAAUCUUAGGGGUUUCUUUCAAGAUUUCAACCCCAGCAAAUUUCUCAUCUAUGCAUGCCUGUUGCUGUUCUCGGUGCUGUUGUCACUGCGCCUCGACGGCAUUAUUGAAUGGAGCUACUGGGCUGUCUUUGCACCAAUCUGGCUAUGGAAGCUCAUGGUCAUUAUUGGUGCCUCAGUUGGCACUGGUGUCUGGGCCCACAACCCCCAGUACAGGGCUGAGGGGGAGACUUGCGUGGAGUUCAAGGCCAUGCUGAUUGCUGUGGGCAUCCACUUGCUCCUGCUCACCUUUGAGGUGCUGGUGUGCGCCCGCGUGGAGAGGGGCACUCACUUCUGGCUGCUGGUCUUCAUGCCGCUCUUCUUCGUCUCGCCCGUGUCCGUGGCGGCGUGCGUGUGGGGCUUUAGGCAUGACCGCUCCCUGGAGCUGGAGAUCCUUUGCUCUGUCAACAUUCUCCAGUUCAUUUUCAUCGCCUUGAGGCUGGAUAAGAUUAUCAGUUGGCCCUGGCUGGUGGUCUGUGUUCCUCUCUGGAUCCUCAUGUCUUUUCUCUGCCUCGUGGUCCUCUACUACAUUGUCUGGUCAGUGCUAUUCCUCCGCUCCAUGGAUGUUAUUGCUGAGCAACGGCGCACUCACAUCACCAUGGCGAUCAGCUGGAUGACCAUUGUUGUGCCGCUUCUAACUUUUGAGAUUCUCUUGGUCCACAAGUUGGAUGGUCACUACAACUCCAACUAUGUUCCGGUGUUUGUGCCUCUGUGGGUGUCCUUGGUGACCUUAAUGGCAACCACCUUUGGCCAGAAAGGAGGCAACCACUGGUGGUUUGGCAUACGUAAGGACUUUUGUCAGUUCCUUUUGGAGCUGUUCCCCUUCCUCCGGGAGUACGGGAACAUCUCCUACGACCUGCAUCACGAAGACGAGGUGUCCGAGGACAUGCCUUCCCACGAGGCGCCCAAAAUUGCCCCCAUGUUCCGCAAGAAGACUGGCGUGGUCAUCACGCAGAGUCCGGGGAAGUACUUUGUGCCGCCGCCCAAACUGUGCAUCGACAUGCCGGACUAAAGAAGCGCGCACAGACAUCCCCCCUCCCCCCCUUCCCAGCGUACUCGCUUCUCUCUGAGAGGGCGAAAGACACGCAGCUCUGCUCUACCUGUUUUGGGGCUCGCGGUGAACUGCAUCAUAGUAGGUUUGCGAAGCCUGGUCCUCCAUAGAAGCAGACAAUCCGGAAAAAAAACAAAAAAAAACUGAGAGACACAGAGGCAGGCACAGGCUGAGAAACUGUGUGCUCCUGUGACAAAUGCCCAGCCACACUCUGUCAAAGACAGAGGAGGGGGGUGGCUUUUUCCUUUUUUGUUGUUUUUUUUCUUCUUUAUUUUUUUUAUAUAUAUUUGUUUGGUGUGUGCAGAAAUUGGGGGAUCUGAUAUGGGAGAAAGGCCACUGUGGAUGCUUUGUGGUUUUGACUUGUUCUUGAAGAGGACCUCCCCGGCAACAUUUUUGCAUCAGUAAACACACACCCUGUUCAUAGUUUGACUUGGAAUAUAUAUGAUUCUACUGACCUAAACCUUGUAUGACUAUGCUACUGUUAUGCACUUCCCUUUUUUUUUUUUUUUUUUUUUUUUAAAUCUGUUUGUUUAAAGUGUUCAUUUGUUAAAAGAUUAAUGAGGAGACAGGUUGAGUACCCAACAGUUGAACUUAAUAAUGGACAGGUAUGUAGUUACUAGGUCUCAGUGUAGAUGGAUGUCAGACUCCUCCCAGUAUCACCAUGGCCUCAGACCAUCUACUGAACCUCUGUGCUCAUGUCAACAAAGGAAAGCAUGUUUUCAGCCAUGUAGCAUCAUCAGUGUAUCUGAUGAAUUUAUAUUGCUUACCUUGUUGUGACGUUGCAAGAGCCUCUAAUCAUUUUGUGUUCAGUUGCCUUUUAAUUUCAUUUGGCUGAAGGACUUGAAAGACAUUUUCAAUUGAAUGUGCAUUGGCUCAGAAUUGGACAAGUUCAGCAAGUUUUUCGAGUUGUGACUGCCCAUAAAACAGAUUGCCUUUAAUUCUAGUGAACUAGUCAGUAACAUUUUCCAAAUUGGCCAACCUUGCUGGAGACCAAAUAGUAACUAACAAGUGUAUCACUACGAGUAGUUGCAGUGGGAUCAGUUAUUUUGUCCUUGAUGCAAACAAAGGGUGACAUCUCCAUAGUCAGGUGUAUAGUUUUUAUAGUUCUCACUGGCAGAAACACAUCGCUCCCUUUUGAACUAGAACUGACAUCCUAAGAAAUGAACUCUACAGAAACGAGUUGUGUGUGUGUGUGUGUGUGUGGGUGUGUGUGGUUCUGCCAUAUAGCACUGCUGGAAUUUAGCAUUUUUUAAGAUUCUGAGUGCAGGAGGCAAUCUAGAGGAAGAGUGAACCCCCUGCAUGGUGUCUACAUGUGUCUUGUAGGAUCAGUAGAGAUGCCCGACUUGACCAAGAAGGCCCUCCAACCCCCUUUUCUGGACCACAGUUUGACUAAAGCAUGGGAGUCAUUUAUAUACCCCUGGAUAUAUACUUCUCUCCUUUUGUUUUGCUUCUGCAUUCAAAGGUGUACGAUUGUGUUCAUUUCCCUGCCAAAAAUGCACUUAUGAAGUGUUCCAUAUAGUGGUUUUGAUGUUUAUCAACAACCUGCUGCAGACGUGGUUGUAACUCCAGUGUGACUACUGGUGUCAUCAGCACCAUGCAAAAUGAUGGAAUGCCACUCAGCCAAGCUCCAUAUAUACCCACGCAAUUGUCACAUUCCAUGUUGGCAUUAAAAAACACAAACACAUCCUGGUGCACAUUUUUCUCCUCCUGUCUUUUCUCUUCACUCUUUCUUUUGUUUUCUCUCUCUAGUUCCUUCUCCUUUGUUUUCCUCUCCCUCAUCCUCAAUCAUUUUCCUCCCCUUUCCUUUUCUGUUUCUCUCUGCCCCCCCCCCCUCACUUUCAGUAAUGUUCUUUUGAAGUGUUAAAACAGACCUGUUUUCCAUUUGCUGUUGUCAAUGUUUUGGUUUGUCGGACUCUCAGCUGGCCUGAGGGGGUGACAUGACCUCUGUUUUUAAUCUGCCCUGGACCAAUGUUACUGCCUUCAUGCUCCCCCAGUCAGCUCUUACUGUCUCCCCUUACCCCUCAUGCAUACUCUAAUUAAAAAGUCAAACACCAGACGUUCAAAUAU